AUGAACAACGAGCAGCCUCGCCGUACAAGUUUCGGCAUGUUGCUUCGACGCAGUAAGAGUGGCGAUCUAGGCAAAGGCGGCCGUAAGGCGCAGGCCCAUAGGGAGGCCGAGCUUGAACGACAACGCCAGGCCUCUACUCGCAUCGCUCCCAAGUUACCUGAAUUCGCAAACCAUUCCGAACAGCUUUCCAAGUCCUUUGGCUCCGAGUUGCGACCCGAAUCGCCAGCCAACGUUCCUCGAUCCGUGGACUACUCCUCCAUUCGACCCUCAGCCGAACACUCAAGAGGCUAUGGGGCUCCUUCGCAUGCCGUGUACCCAGUUCCGCCAUUGCCCAACGGUGGUUUUGAUCCGUAUGCCAGAACUGAGAGCAUGACAAACCGUGGCCGUUACAGCUAUGCUAGUAGUGCUAUCAGCACGGUCAACAGUCCACGUCGUGUUCGCAGAAGAAAGGAUCCAACACCUAUGAACAUUCUAGUCAUUGGCACUCGCAACUCUGGCAAAACCUCGUUCCUUGAGUUUCUCAAGACAGCGCUUGCUCUCCCACCCAAGAAGCGUAUCAAGAAAGGAGAAGACGAGGUGUCCGAGAACCGCAAUACUCCCUCUGGAAACUUUAUUCCUCACUACCUCGAGACUGAGAUUGAUGGCGAACGCGUUGGCCUCACUAUCUGGGACUCCGAAGGCCUUGAGAAGAAUGUGGUCGACCUGCAGCUUAGAGAGAUGUCAGCCUUCCUUGAGAGCAAGUUCGAGGAGACGUUUGCCGAAGAGAUGAAGGUCGUUCGAUCUCCUGGUGUACAAGAUACCCACAUCCACGCCACCUUCCUCGUUAUGGAUCCUUCUCGCCUUGAUCGCAAUAUUGCAUCCGCGAGGAACCCAGCCAUAAACGGCCAGAACAAUGGUCACCUCGGUGCACGUGUGCUAGGUAGUCUGGAUGAAGAUCUUGACCUGCAGGUCCUACGCACGCUCCAGGGCAAGACUACAGUCAUUCCAGUUAUCGCAAAGGCUGACACCAUCACCACCAAGCAUAUGAAUGUCCUGAAGAGAAGCGUAUGGGACAGCAUUAAGAAGUCUGGUCUGGAUCCACUGGAAGCCCUUGGCCUAGACGAGGAAGACGAAAGCAGCAUCUCAUCUGGAAGGAUUGCCGAGGAGGAUGAGGAUGAAGAAGAAUUCGACCAUGGCGUGCGUGAUGGUGCUCAAACUCCGGAGAGCGAAGAGUUCCCCCUGCAAGGUCAAAGGGAAAGCCCAGCUGCUUCGCCAAGCUCCAAGAGACUUUCCACCAGCUCCAUUCGACGACACAAAGCACAAGAGGAAGUUAAAGAAAAGGAGGACGAGAUCCCUUUCUUGCCACUCUCAAUUAUUAGCCCUGAUCUCUACGAGCCCGGUGUCAUUGGCCGACAGUUUCCUUGGGGAUUUGCUGAUCCUUACAACGAGGAGCACUGCGAUUUUCAGCGUCUCAAGGAGGCUGUCUUCACCGAAUGGCGCGCUGAGCUGCGCGAAGCUAGUCGGGAGCAAUGGUACGAGGGAUGGAGAACAAACCGGCUUAAGCAGAGGGACACCUCUUUUCGCCACAGAUAA
Molecule: messenger RNA, 1572 nt
Organism: Fusarium sp. VM40
Lineage: Eukaryota; Fungi; Ascomycota; Sordariomycetes; Hypocreales; Nectriaceae
Source: the annotation of a GenBank genome assembly